Messenger RNA from Rubroshorea leprosula, 938 nucleotides. The record is from the annotation of a GenBank genome assembly. Lineage: Eukaryota; Viridiplantae; Streptophyta; Magnoliopsida; Malvales; Dipterocarpaceae.
GAUUUUGAAGCCGACUAUCGGACAACCGGACAGCCGGAUAGGAUCUCUUCAGAGACAAAAUCCCAUGGAAACUGGUACAAGAUUCACUCCGUCUAAACCUCAUUUUUUCCAACCUCUCCUUCCGAAUUUACAGUUCCAAUCUGAGCUUUCGAUUCCUGUAAGUUUCUUUGAGAGAUACUUAAAAGGAUCAAAGUGUGAGAGAGCUGUACUGAGAAGCUUCGGAGGGAGGACCUGGCCGGUGAAAAUGAAGGGUCGGAAAUUCAAAGAUGGGUGGGAAAACUUCGUCCAAGAUCAUGAUUUGAAGGUUUGGGAUUUCGUGGUUUUCAAGCAUGAAGGAGACAUGGUGUUUGAUGUUAUGGUUCUUGACACAAGCACCGAAUCCCAGAGAGAAUACCCUCACUUUGAAACGAAAAUAAAAGGAGAGGAAGAGAAUGUAAAAGAUAUCUGCAAACCGAGUGCUUCUCAAAAAUCUGGAAACCCUUAUUUCUUUGCAACUCCGAGUGCUCUUGACUGGAAGGAGUACAGACUGCGUGUACCAAGGAGUUUUGCGCUGUCCAAUGGGCUGAGCGAUGGGGUUCGUGAGAUCAAGCUUGUUGAUGAACAAAAGAGAUCAUGGACAGCGAAGUUAAUACCAAAGAAGGGUAGUAAUGGUAUCGUUCGUAUUGGACAUGAUUGGAGAGGGUUGUGCAUUGCGAAUGCCAUCAUGGCAGGGGAUUCUGUCAAAGUCGAGCUGGUUGAGAAAGAGGAGAAGCCUGUUUUUAAGGUUUACAGAUUAAAUCCAAGGGACUAGGCAGAGCAUCGAGUGUGGAACUGAUGUCUGUUCAAUGGUUGAAGCAGUUUUUCAGGACAAUCCAGGAACACAUAAUCUGACUAAUUGGAAGAGAGAUGUUUUUGUCUGCAACAGCUGGGUUUUCUUUAAACAAAGACGAUGUAAAAUG